Paramecium octaurelia is the source of this 582-nucleotide messenger RNA. Lineage: Eukaryota; Ciliophora; Oligohymenophorea; Peniculida; Parameciidae. The record is from the annotation of a GenBank genome assembly.
AUGUUGGAAGAGUUUCUAUCGCAGAAUAAGAAUGUGCAGAAAUCGUUAGAAAAAAUUAGUGAUAUUUUUGCAGAAUCAGGUUUUGAUGGAAUUGUUGGAUUAGCAUAUCCAUAAUUUACUGCUUACAAUUUCAACCCAUUAUUUGAUAACAUAAUGCAUUAGAAAUUGUUAUACAGAAAUGCAGAUAACAUUCUGUUCUAUGGAAAAAAUUUAGGUCUUUGCAAACAUGGAUGCAAAGGAGUUGCAGUUACUGGUACUUCAUUAUUAACUGGUCCAUCAGUAGCUUUAUAUGAUUUACUGGAUUUAUUCUAUCUCAAUAUAGAUUCCUUAAAUAUUGAUGAAAUUGCAGCAACCUUAAAGAUUUACCAAAAUUAACAUUCGUUUUAGAUGGUAUCAAUUAUGAUUUGGAUGCCAAUGAUUCUGUUAUGAAAAUUGAUUUAAAGUAUAAUAUGAAAUUAAUUUAGGUUCUUAUAAUACUUUCACAAAUGCAGAUAGUUUUGUAGAAACUAAUUGCUAAUGUUUUGGUUCAUUCAAGCCUUAAGAUAUUCCAUCACCAUAAGGGUCAGCUUGGAUUUUUGGUGA